Molecule: messenger RNA, 1642 nt
Organism: Frieseomelitta varia
Lineage: Eukaryota; Metazoa; Arthropoda; Insecta; Hymenoptera; Apidae
Gene: Cdk5
Product: cyclin-dependent-like kinase 5
Exons: 7
Coding region: 110-1009 (299 amino acids)
Biological process (GO): protein phosphorylation; axonogenesis; synaptic vesicle transport
Cellular component (GO): cytoplasm; nucleus
Molecular function (GO): cyclin-dependent protein serine/threonine kinase activity; ATP binding
Source: RefSeq, a predicted model, not a curated record
GUCUGCGAACGAUUGAUGGCGCCACUUGCAGCGGUGUGCCCGCGCACGAUCGUUUCGAGUGCAGCGCUAACCACUCUGUGAUCAUUCCGCCCGCAGAAUCGCCAAAAAUAUGCAAAAAUAUGAGAAGCUCGAGAAAAUAGGAGAAGGUACUUAUGGAACCGUUUUCAAAGCCAAGAAUCGCGAGACUCACGAAAUCGUUGCUUUAAAGAGAGUCCGAUUGGACGAAGACGACGAAGGUGUACCGUCGUCCGCGCUCAGAGAGAUUUGUCUGUUGAAAGAGUUGAAACACAAGAAUGUCGUGAGGUUGUACGACGUGUUGCACAGCGAUAAAAAGUUGACACUUGUGUUCGAGCACUGCGACCAAGAUCUGAAAAAGUAUUUCGACAGCCUGAACGGGGAGAUUGAUCUGGACGUGGUGAAGUCCUUUCUGUAUCAAUUGCUGCGUGGAUUGGCGUUUUGUCACAGUAGAAACGUGCUGCACAGAGACUUGAAGCCGCAGAACUUGCUCAUCAACAAGAACGGCGAGUUGAAGCUGGCCGAUUUCGGACUGGCCAGAGCAUUCGGAAUCCCGGUGAAAUGCUACUCCGCGGAAGUCGUAACGUUAUGGUACCGUCCACCGGACGUUCUCUUUGGGGCAAAGUUGUACACAACGUCCAUCGACAUGUGGAGCGCAGGUUGUAUAUUUGCUGAGCUAGCAAACGCCGGUAGACCUUUGUUCCCCGGUUCGGACGUGGACGAUCAACUCAAGAGAAUAUUCAAAAUGUUGGGUACGCCGACCGAGGAGACGUGGCCGGAUUUUACUACUCUCCCCGACUACAAACCAUUUCCGCUUUAUCAUCCUGCUCAGGGAUUGGCUCAAGUUACGCCGAAACUUAAUUCUAGAGGCAGAGACUUGCUACAGAGGUUACUGGUGUGCAAUCCAGCGUUACGGUUGUCGGCGGACGAAGCAAUGGCGCAUCCCUACUUCAACGAUUUGAACCCUGCCAUUAAAAACGAUCGUUGUCAAUAGUGGACGUUGCUCGAGCCGAUUCCAUCUACAGCGUACCAUCGCUGAUAGUGUAACGACCAAAAUCAAGCCGGCAAUGAUCGUUUGUUAAUACAUUUAUAUAUAUAUAUAUAUAUAUAAAUUUAUAUAUGUAUAUAUACUUUUAUAUAUAUAUAUAUAUAUAAAAUGUAACUAGUAUCGUAAGUAUAUAUUUCGCACUCUCGAUGCGUCGAUUAUGACGCGAGACGAAGCGAGAGACGGGUCCUGUGUUAUAAAAUAAGAAUGUCCAAGGGAAAAUCAAUAAAUUGUCAAUUUUAUUAGCGACGACGACGACUUUCUAUUUGAAAGAAAAGCAGAGUGCGCGAUAUAUUUCAGAAACUUGUUGUACAAAAUAUCGCCAAUCUCCUUAAACUACACACACGUGACACGCAACACAACAGACACUUGUAUACACUUACUUACACACUCGCCCGCGCGUAUUACCUAUCGGUAUCUCGACUUGUAUUACGCAUCGAGUCCAACCGUUCGUUCACUUGCUCACUCAUUUUGUAGAUGUUUGUAUAUCUAUUGAUUUACAGAUUUAGUUAAUUUAUCUCUAUUUAUUUGCCGAUAUUACGAAACAACUUGUAGAUCUAUUAAAUACAUUUCUUAAAGAUA